AUGAUAGGUCGCUCAGUGGGCGGACGGUGUGGAAGACGUCACAGGCCGCGCCCCUUCCCUCAGAGCGCGAGGGCGGAGCUCCACCCCGGCGCGUUCUGUCCAAUCAGCGGCGAGCGAGAAGAAGUGGCGUGCCAGUGGGGCGGCUGCGACGGCGGCCGGAAAAGGACAAACUUAGCCAGCCGGGGGGCCUUCGCGUUUCCCAGCCUUGCUAUGGCCUCGGCGGUGCUGGGCUGUAGGCGCUGCCUGGGCAGGGGAGCCGCCGCUGCCGCCCGCUGGGGAACGAGGAGGGCGGGCAGCCAGGAGCCGGGCGAGCCGCCCAGCCACGAUGCCAAGCCCAGGAAAACAACUCCAGUUCCAAAGAUCUACACGAAAACAGGAGACAAAGGAUUUUCCAGCACAUUCACUGGGGAAAGGAGAUCUAAGGACGACCAGAUUUUUGACGCCUUGGGGACGCUGGAUGAACUGAGUUCAGCCAUAGGGCUAAGCGCUGAAUUUGGCAGAGAAUGCGGCCACUCGUUUGUGGAAGAACUUCACAAGGUCCAGUGCGUGUUGCAAGAUGCCGGCUCGAACGUGGCCACUCCCAUUUCCUCGGCACGGGAGGCUCAUUUAAAGCGAACAUCGUUCAGCGAAAACCCCAUUCUGGAGCUGGAAACCUGGAUUGAUCGAUACUCGGACCAGCUUCCGCCACUCACAGCUUUCAUUUUGCCCUCCGGCGGCAAAAGCAGCGCUGUGCUCCAUCUCUCCAGGGCCGUCUGCCGCAGAGCCGAGAGGUGUGUUGUUCCUUUGGUGAAAACAGGAGAAGCGAAUGCAAACGUGGCCAAGUAUUUGAACAGACUAAGCGAUUACCUGUUCGUUUUGGCCCGCUACGCCGCGAAGGAGGAAGGGAAGGAGGAGAAAAUCUACAUAAAAACGGAGCCGUAAGACGAAGGCCUAGGAUGCAAGAUGUGGAAUAUGUUGAUGUGGUGCCAGAGCAGGCUGGAGAAGACUUCAUCGAAAAUGCAGACCUUCUGAGCAAGUGGGAUGCUCUCCUGUAAAAAUAUCCCCAUGGUUGUGGAUCCGAGCCGUCAGCCGCUUCUCACGUGAAGCGAGUUCAGAGCAAUUGUGUCUCAGGGCGCUGAUGGUUCGAGAGCCCAGUCCAAUGGGGAAGAGAGAGAGAACUGCGAUAUCAUCAUUUUUGUCAUGCUGCAGAGGCCCUGGUUAGCCAGACCCUCCCUCCUUGCGUUCCGUUGCUGCCGGCAUGCGAGUGCGACCAGAGCUUUGUGCGAGGGUCUCUCCCCUACGCUUCCCUGCCCAGCCAGUUUUCCUUCCAGAGGUUAUCUUUGAAUCCAUCAAACUUUUGGCUGAGGCUAGAACAGGCUUGUGACUCCAGCAGCGCAGAUUCUCUCAUGGCAACCGAUGUGUUAAGAGAUCUUGCCGUGGAGAGACGCGAGUUAUCGGCAAGCAGACCAAAGUGAAUCUAGCUGUUCCCUCUCUCUAUUUCAGUAAUUCUCCUAUUUUCAUUUCCUCCACGACAGCUGCACUCAGCAUUAUAUGAAGGACUCUUCUGAACUCCUAAAAUGCUGAGAGAGGCCUGUUCUCCUGAGCAGCUUCAAUUCCUGAGCGUCCCCGUCCCCCCACCAACUGCUCUGGACCUCUUCACAGGAAGUCACUUUAAGAAAGAAAGAAACACCGACGAUAUUCAGCCAAUUCGUCAAGU
Messenger RNA from Elgaria multicarinata webbii, 1696 nucleotides. It is a transcript of the gene MMAB, whose product is annotated as metabolism of cobalamin associated B. The coding region runs from base 1 to 921 and encodes 306 amino acids. The transcript is spliced from 9 exons. The record is from RefSeq and is a predicted model, not a curated record. Lineage: Eukaryota; Metazoa; Chordata; Lepidosauria; Squamata; Anguidae. Gene Ontology annotation, molecular function: corrinoid adenosyltransferase activity.